GAGACGUUAUAAACAUGGCAAAAAUGGCUGACAGGAAAAGAAGGGGUUAAUGCCACAUACCUCUGAACCGAAAAACGUUCCUUCUCUGGACGUUCAUUUCUGAGGCUGCAGACUGGAGCUCCACCGUAAACAGGAAACGUGCAGCCUCCACUCAAAGGAAGUGACGUCAGAAGUUGUUCCGGUUGGUUCGUGAGCGUGAGAGUGAGGAGCUGUCACCAUGAGCCGCAGCUACAAUGACGAGUUACAGUAUCUGGACAAGAUCCACAAGAACUGCUGGAGGAUCCGUAAGGGAUUUGUCCCUAAUAUGCAGGUUGAGGGGGUGUUUUAUGUGAAUGAUCCCCUGGAGAAGUUGAUGUUUGAGGAGUUGAGGAACGCUUGUCGCGGCGGCGCGGCUGGAGGUUUCCUUCCCGCCAUGAAGCAGAUCGGAAACGUGGCGGCAUUACCGGGAAUCAUACACCGAUCCAUCGGUCUUCCCGACGUCCAUUCCGGUUACGGCUUUGCUAUCGGAAACAUGGCGGCUUUUGAUAUGGACAAUCCGGAUGCGGUGGUCUCCCCAGGGGGUGUCGGUUUUGACAUUAACUGCGGGGUCCGCCUGCUGCGCACCAACCUGGACGAGGGCGACGUGCAGCCGGUCAAGGAGCAGCUGGCCCAGUCCAUGUUCGACCACAUUCCCGUCGGUGUGGGGUCCAAAGGUGUCAUCCCCAUGAGUGCCAAAGACCUGGAAGAAGCCCUGGAGAUGGGGGUGGACUGGUCCCUGCGGGAGGGCUACGCGUGGGCCGAGGACAAGGAGCACUGCGAGGAGUAUGGGCGUAUGCUGCAGGCCGACCCCAGCAAGGUGUCCUCCAAGGCCAAGAAGCGAGGCCUGCCCCAGCUCGGCACCCUGGGAGCCGGGAACCACUACGCCGAGAUCCAGGUGGUGGACGAGAUUUUCGACGAAUACGCCGCCAAAAAGAUGGGCAUAGACCACAAGGGACAGGUGUGCGUCAUGAUCCACAGCGGCAGCCGAGGCCUCGGGCACCAGGUGGCCACAGAUGCUCUGGUCGCUAUGGAGAAAGCCAUGAAACGCGAUAAAAUUACAGUAAACGACCGGCAGCUGGCGUGCGCCAGGAUCUCCUCCCCCGAGGGACAGGACUAUCUGAAGGGCAUGGCCUCCGCUGGGAACUACGCCUGGGUGAACCGCUCGUCUAUGACGUUCCUCACAAGACAGGCCUUCGCCAAAGUCUUCAACACGACCCCCGACGACCUGGACCUGCACGUGAUUUACGACGUGUCGCACAACAUCGCCAAGGUGGAGCAGCACGUGGUGGACGGGAAGGAGAAGACGCUACUGGUUCACAGGAAGGGCUCCACCCGGGCGUUCCCGCCACAUCACCCGCUCAUCGCGGUGGAUUACCAGCUGACCGGGCAGCCGGUGCUGAUCGGUGGCACCAUGGGGACCUGUAGCUAUGUGUUAACCGGCACCGAGCAAGGCAUGACGGAGACAUUCGGCACCACCUGCCACGGAGCCGGUCGGGCGCUUUCCAGAGCCAAAUCUAGACGCAACCUGGACUUCCAAGACGUUCUGGAUAAGAUGGCCGACAUGGGCAUCGCCAUCCGUGUGGCCUCCCCGAAACUGGUCAUGGAAGAGGCUCCGGAAUCGUACAAGAAUGUCACAGACGUGGUGAACACGUGUCACGACGCCGGGAUCAGCAAGAAAGCCAUCAAGCUGCGCCCCAUCGCCGUCAUCAAGGGCUGAGGGGGAGAUCAGCGGCGCCGGCCGUACGGUCUGCACAGAAAUGACAUCUUGGCCCCCAGGACCGGACCCGGAACAGACUCACGGCUCAGCGGGCCCAAUAGGAGAGAUUGCAGGAUUUUUCUUUUCUUUUUUUUUUUUUUAACCCUUUUGGUCCCAGCUUCGUGCAUGGACUAUAGACCUGACCUGGAUUUGCUGACUGGAUCUCUGCUUGCUGUUGGUGAAUGGAAAAAACAUUAUUUUUUUGUAUUUUUUUUUAAUGUCUAUAAGCAGUACAAGGUCUGACCAUCUUUCCUAUUCACUGACAGCAAGCGGAGGUCUUGAGAACGGUGAGAAAUUCGAACACUAAGUCUGUUUUAGAAAGUUGCAGAAUUUUUUUUUUUUACGGUUCAGCGAUUCAGCUCGAGUUAACGGGAACUAAAAAAUGUGGUGUUUCCCCUAGCAGUGCGCCUCCAGCUGUUGCAAAACUGUGACUCCCAAGGAGUGGCCUUCGGCUGUCCAGGCAUGCUGGGAGUUGUAGUUUUGCAACAGCUGGAGGCGCACUGCUUGGGAAAACACUUGUCUUAGGCGAAGUGAAUGUGUAAAUGUGAACAGCAUGCAGUCGCCACUAGGGGGAGCUCCAUUGCAUACUGGUCAUGCAUUGAACUUAAAGGGGUUAUCCAGGAAAAAACUUUUUUUAUAU
Hyla sarda is the source of this 2414-nucleotide messenger RNA. RefSeq names its product RNA 2',3'-cyclic phosphate and 5'-OH ligase (gene RTCB). The record is from RefSeq and is a predicted model, not a curated record. NCBI's taxonomy places the organism in Eukaryota, Metazoa, Chordata, Amphibia, Anura, Hylidae. The transcript is spliced from 13 exons. The coding region runs from base 218 to 1735 and encodes 505 amino acids. Gene Ontology annotation, molecular function: RNA ligase (ATP) activity. Gene Ontology annotation, cellular component: tRNA-splicing ligase complex; nucleus. Gene Ontology annotation, biological process: tRNA splicing, via endonucleolytic cleavage and ligation.